AUGAAGAACAAUGACGCCCGGACGCGUGUUCAGUCGUCGACGUUCUUGAAUCUGGCCCCUGAUUGGGCCUCCGACGAUUGUACAGCGGUGCCCGCCGGUAGCUCGGGUCUUUGUGGUGAAACCGCUGGCGGGAAGGACAUGGGGAGGCAGCUGGGGGAGGCGGCUCCCCCCAUGACGCGGAAGGCGGUGGCGGAG
Messenger RNA from Amoebophrya sp. A25, 195 nucleotides. Lineage: Eukaryota; Dinophyceae; Syndiniales; Amoebophryaceae. The record is from the annotation of a GenBank genome assembly.